AUGCCGAGAAAGAAGAACUGGAAACGCAGUGAAGCCCUGAAGAAACGUGUCUUACAAGACAAAAAUGAGGAUGAGAGCACUGUGAAAGAAGUGCAUGAAAUAAUAUCAAAAGAUGUUGAAUUCAAUACUGUUAUGCAUCUUAAGGAUUGUCAAUAUAACCAGACUGGUAAUGAAUUGAACCCAACUGUUUCAGUGCAAGGUAGCUUUCAUCAAGGUGAUCCUCAAUUUCUGAACAAUUCUGGGAGACAGUGUGUGGCAAAUGCCUUAGUGUCUGUCAUAUUUAGUAAUAUCAAAGAUAUUUGUUCAUGGGAUAAAUAUGAUCUGGAUACCAUACUUAGAAGUGGAAAUGAGUUAUACGGGUAUUUACAAAAUUCUACAACGAUAAAUCAUGAGCUUCUAUUAGUAACAGAACUGCCACAGAUAUUAGAUAUAUUUGAUACACAAUUUACUUUGAGUAUUGGGGAACCAUUAUUUGGUAUUAUAGGGAAAGUUGCUGUUGAGACGGAUUUUUUUAUGUCAUUUGAUAAUGCAUUAAAUGUAUCAUUAAGAGAAUAUAAUGCCUGCUUUGUUAUUUUUGGAGGAGCAGCUUUUGCAGUGAUUAAGAAAGACUCGAUAUAUUGGGUAUUUGAUUCACAUUCAAGAAAUUCCAAAGGAAUGGUAAUGCCUGAUGGAGCUAGUGUACUAAUCAUGUUCAAUAGUGUGAAGGAAGUGCAUGAGCAUUGUUGUAAUCUAGCAUUAUCCAUGCAUGCAAUUGAGAAUGAACAAUUUGAAGUGACAGGAAUUAGUGCAAAUGUUGAUUGUCAUACUGGAGGUAAUAACGAAACUCUGUCUGAAGACGAUGUACAAGUUAUUGCAAGUGAGCAUACUCCAUUAUUAUAUUGUCCGCUAACUUUGGAACUACGUGAAUCUCUUUGUACUGUUCUCAAUAUUCAGAAUGAAGAUAAAACAGAAUACAUACACAGUCGUCUAAAUAUGGAAAUGGGUGAACCAUGUAAAACUAAAACAAUUAAGGAGGAUGGUAAUUGCUUUUUUAGAGCCUUGUCAUAUGCACUCUCUGGUACUGAAAACAAUCACCGGAAAAUAAGAUUAGCCAUUGUAAAACACCUGAAGGAUAAUCCUACAGCAUUUCGUUCUUGCCUAAGAUCAGACUAUGAUUCUGUUGAAAAUUAUCUACUUGCAUCACGUAUGAAGUAUUUAACAACAUGGGCAACAGAAGUUGAAAUACUUGCAGCAGCUGAUCUGCUGAGAACAGAUAUUUAUACAUUCACUCGUGAUAAAUGGCUCAAGUAUUCAAACCAUCAAAUUCACAACAAUGCUCUUAAUUCUGGAAAGGCAAUUUAUUUAAAACACUGCCUGAAUAUACAUUAUGAAUUUGUUGAAUGUGUUAAGCAACUAGGUGUGGAAACCUGUGGAUGUACGCAUAAUGUGGGCAUGACAUAUUGCAGUAUGGAAUUUGAGUCGCAAGUUCGACAACGGAGAGGAACGAAAAGAAACUAUAUAUUAGCACAAUGUGAACAAUGGAAGACAAAAAAAGAAGAAAGUCCUCUACCAAUUAUCAUACCAGAUCAUCUUAAACACAGAACAAAAAGAAUUAAACAAUACGUGGCAAAGAGAAGGAAAUUAGACAAAGAGAAGGAACGAUAUCAUAAUGAUACAGACAUUAAACAGUAUGAUGAGAAUGAAUACCACAAGAAAAAUAUCAAAGCUAGAGUAACAUUAUCUAGGAAGUUAAGCGCAAAUAAACAGCAAAACAUGGAAUCUGUUACAAGUUUAUUUCGAAAUGAAGUUUGCAAUGGGCCAGAGUACGUUUGUUCAGUUUGCCACAGACAACUAUUUCGAAAUCAAGUUAUUCUAUGUAAAAGAGAAAUAUAUUCAACAAAAGAGAACAAAGUAACACGAGUUGCUGAAAAGUGUAUCACAGAUGAUUAUCUUCAUAAAUGUACAAGUAUCUGUGCAGACAACUGUGUUUACAUGAGAACUGGCAAAACAGAAUUAUGGAUAUGUUUCACCUGUCAUCGUAAAAUUCUGAAAGGGAGAAUGCCAGCUGAAGCUUCUGUAAACAAUCUUCAUUUACAACGUAUUCCACAGAAAUUAAACUGUUUGAAUUCUUUAGAACAGCAUCUGAUUGGUUUACAUAUCCCGUUCAUGAAAAUGUUAGCUUUGCCGAAAGGUGGCCAGAAUGGUGUGCAUGGACCUGUUGUAUGCGUUCCAUCUAGUAUAGAUAAAACAACGUCUAUUUUACCAAGAAGUGGACCAGAUGAUCAGAUGAUUCAAGUGAAAUUGAAGAGAAAACUCACGUAUAAAGGGCAUUAUCAGUACCAGUUUGUGAAUGACUCCCAUAUCAAAAAUGCUUUAAGGUAUCUCAAAAUGAAUAAUAAAUGGUAUAACAAUGUUGAAUAUAACACAGACUGGACAAAUCCAUUAUCGAGAAUUGAUGAAGAAAAUGAAGGUAAUGAACAAGAUAAUACAUCAAAUCUAACUGAGACUGAAUCACAACUACAAGAUGACGAUUGUGAGAAAGAACAGCAGGGGAUGUUUAUUGAUACAUGUCUUCAACCUGUUGAUAUAGCACAAGAUGUAUUUGACCAGCAUUGUGGAAACAUUUCUUGUGUUGCUCCCGCUGAAGGAAAUUCUCCAGUCAAAAUGUUGAUGGAUGAAAGUAAUGAGGCCAAGUCGUUUCCUGUAUUGUAUCCUACUGGAUCACCAACUUUUCAUGACAAACGGGAUGAGAAAAUUACAUUGUCAAGAUACCUUAACACUCGUUUAAUGAACGCAGAUGGUAGAUUUGCAAGGAAUACUGACUUUAUAUUUUAUGCUCAGUAUCUAUCAGAGGUACAGCAAGUUGUCUCAAACGUAUCAAUCGCAUUACGGAAAGGGUCUACUAAAUCAUGUAGCAAAACUAUAACAGCUUCAACUCUAAUAGACACACAAUCUCUCAAAGAUAUCUUGAAAAAUGAUGAAGGUUACAAAUUUAUGAAACCUAUUCGUGGAACACCACCUUUUUGGCAAAGUGCACAGAAAGAUCUAUUUGCAAUGUUAAGACAGCUAGGAAUACCAACAUGGUUUUGCUCAUUUUCAUCAGCAGACAUGAGGUGGCCUGAAAUGAUUGAGAGUAUUCUUAAUGAACGCGGCGAUUAUUGUAAAACAGAAGAGCUUGACUGGUCUGAAAAAUGUGCCAUAUUGAGAAACAAUCCUGUAACAGCUGCACGAAUGUUUGAACAUAGAUUUCAUUGUUUUUUGAAACGGGUAAUAUUGUCACCUGCAGAGCCUAUUGGAAAGAUUGAAGAUUAUUUUUAUCGUGUGGAGUUUCAGCAACGUGGAUCACCGCAUACACAUUGUCUAUUCUGGGUCAAAGAUGCGCCAAUAAUUGAUAAAGAUGAGGAUCACAAAGUAACUGAAUUUGUAGACAAAUAUAUAAGCUGUGAAAUACCAUCUUCAGAACAGGAUGAAGAGUUAUUUGAUAUUGUAAACAGUGUUCAGAAACACAGUAUGAGGCAUUCUAAGACGUGUAGGAAACAAGGCACUACUUGUAGGUUUAAUUUUCCGCGUCCACCUUCGGAAAAAACGUUCAUUUCUCGAAUUGAUGAAAGUGAAUCUAAUGAUGACCAUGAAUCAGAAAAUAUUGAAAAUGAUGUAGUACAGCCAGAGUACACAGAUGACGACGAUGAUGAGGUUGAAGGUAAUAAUCACCAAGGGUCAGUAGGAAAGCUGAUGACAAAUGAUGCUGCUAAGGCAAUUCUCACAAAAAUCUGGAAUGAACUCUCAAAUACUGAUAACAACUUUACAACAGUUGAUUCGUUGUUUACCAGCAUUGCGCUCUCCCAAGAGCUCUUUGAAAGAGCAUAUAGUACUUUGACAAAGAAAACAAGCAUAGUUUUAAAAAGACAGCCCAACGAUGUCUGGGUUAACCAGUACAAUAAAGAUCUUCUGCGAUGUUGGAAUGCAAAUAUGGACAUACAAUUUGUUGUGGAUGCAUACAGCUGCAUUGUAUACAUUAUCAGUUAUAUAUCAAAAGCUGAGAAAGAAAUGGGCUUGUUGUUGGACCAUGCACAGAGAGAAGCUUCUGAAGAAGGAAAUGUAGAUGCUAAAUUAGCAAUGAAAAAGCUAGGAGGUGUAUAUCUUAACAACAGAGAAUUAGGUGCUCAAGAGGCUGUAUACAGGGUGUGCAAUUUAAAGUUGAAAGAGGGAUCGAGAAAAGUACAGUUUAUCCCUACUGGAGAAAAUCCAGUUAAAAUGAGUCUACCUCUUGAAAUUCUUCAAAACAAAUGUAAAACUGGUAAUCUAAACAAUGAGGAUAUCUGGAUGACAAGCAUGGUGGAUCGAUACAGGAACAGACCCAUUGAAGAAAGAUUUGAUAUAAUGUGUCUUGCUACUUUUGUUUCUGAAUACCGAGUUCUUUCAAAUUCAGAGGUGUCAAAUAUGGGAAAUGCGCGAAAUAGAGUUAUCAAACUUAAUAAUGGACUUGGUUAUGUGCUGAGGAGAACCCGAACUGAACCAGCUGUUAUAAGAUAUGCAAGGUUUUCCCUCACCAAACACCCAGAAAAAUAUUACCAAAGUAUUCUGCAACUGUUUUUGCCUUAUCGAACAGAUUUCCAGUUGAAACCGGAGUCAUUUAAGUCAUUUGAAGAAUUCUACCAAACUGGUGCUGUUAAGUGUGGAUGUAGUGCACUUGAAACUGUGAAAGUUAUUGUUGACAGAAACAAAGCAAUGUUUGAAAGAGAGGCUGAUGUGAUUGAUGCGGCAGAGAGACUACUUGAAAAACAUCCUUCUUUGGAAGAUGCUUGGGCUCAAAUUCACCCAGAAUCUGAAUUAGAAAGAUUAGAAUGUCUAGGAAAAGCAAAAGAUAAUUCUGAAUCUGAUGAAGAAGAAUCUGUCGAAUGUAUACCAGACUUGCUGGAAAAAGAUAAAAAUGUUUGUUCCACUGAAGUGUAUCAUCACUGUGGAAUAUCAAGAGAUGAAGCUAAGAUAUUGCUCAGGUCUUUGAAUGAUAGGCAAUGUGACAUAUUCUACACAGUGCGAAAAUGGUGCUUAAGUAAAUGCAAUGGAAUACACGUAGAGCCUUUCCACAUGUUUCUAAGUGGUGGUGCAGGAACUGGAAAAUCUCAUUUAAUUAAGGCUAUAUACUACGAAGCCUCAAGAAUUCUUGCUCAUACAGUACCACGUCCUGAUGACAUAUCUGUUCUGUUAACUGCACCUACAGGUGUUGCUGCAUUUAAUAUAGAUGCUUUGACUAUACACAGUACUUUCGCUAUAGCAGUUGAUGCUAAAUUACCAUACCAACCACUCGGAGAAGAGAAAAUAAACACAAUACGUUCAAAGUUAGCAAAUUUGCAGAUUCUCAUAAUUGAUGAAAUUUCAAUGGUAGACAAAAGGCUACUUGUAUAUGUACAUGGUAGACUUAGACAAAUUAAACAGACAGGCGAUUAUUCACCAUUUGGAAAUGUUUCUGUGAUUGCUGUAGGCGAUUUUUAUCAGUUAGCUCCAGUGAAAGGAAAAGCUUUAUUUGUUGAAAAUCAAGGUAUAGACUUGUGGAAUGAUUAUUUCUCUAUUGCCGAACUGACACACAUAGUGAGACAACAGGAUUCAAAAUUUGCUGAAACACUAAAUAAUAUAAGAACAAGACAGAAAUCAGAUGAAAUGUUAACAAGUGAUGUAAACAUGCUUCGAUGUCGUGAAACUGGCGAGGAAUGUGAUGGAAUUUAUAUUUUUGCAACCAAUAAGGAGGUUGAUAAAUGUAAUGUUGAAAAGCUUCAUUCAUUAUGUUCGGAUCCUAUAUGCAUUAGAGCGCAAGACUUCAGCAGAAAUCAUAAAAGUAAGAAACUUGAAAGAAAAGACACACUCUAUGUCAAGGUCUACAAUACAAAUUUGGCAAAGACAGUUACUUUAGCUGUCGGUGCACGUGUGAUGUUAAUAAAAAAUAUUGAUGUAAGUGAUGGUUUAGUGAAUGGAGUUUUUGGAACAGUUUCCUACAUAAGUUUGAAUCCUGGCGAAAUCUUUCCUUCCAAAAUUUUUGUUGUGUUUGACAAUAAGAAAGUUGGCAUUAAACUGCGCAGUCAAUCGGAAUCCUUCUCAUCAUUACCAGAAAACAGCACACAAAUAAAUCCUCAAGAAGACAGGGUGAAUAAUGGUGGAGGUAUUAGACGUCAAUUUCCACUAAAACUUGCUUGGGCAUGUACAGUACACAAAGUACAAGGGUUAACAGUAGAAAAAGCAACAGUUUCAUUAGGCAAGAUAUUUUCACCUGGACAAGCAUAUGUGGCAUUAAGUCGUGUAAAAACAUUGAAUGGACUUGUGAUCAAAGAAUUCAAAGAAUCUGCUCUAUAUUGCAAUGACAAGAUCAAAGAUGCGAUGAUAACAAUGCCAAAGUUCAUUACUUUCACUGACGAAGGUUCAGACUCAGUUUGUUCUUACAGUUUCAUGUUACAUAACAUAGAAGGCCUAUACUCUCAUAUUGAAGACCUGAAAUUUGAUAAACGCUUUUUAAAAGCAGACAUUAUUUGCUUGACUGAAACAUGGUUGCCCAAUGCAAAUCCACCAAGUGUUUUGCAACUUGAUAAUUUCAGAUUUCACCACCAGCCAAGAUCACUUUGUUAUGAUACAUCUGACAAGUUGACAGCUGAGUUGAAAGAACAGGCUCAUGGAGGAGUAGGAGUUUAUUAUAGUUUCCACAGGUGUAUUGAGUUCUUGGAUUUGUCCAUCUCAAAUUUGGAGUACUUGGCAUUCCAUGUCAAUGAUGCAAAUAUGAAAGUAGCUGUUGUAUAUAGACCUCGGUCAUACAAAGCUGAUGUAUUUAGAAGAAACCUGUUGACUUUGGCUACAGAAAUGGAUAAAAUACCUGGUGGCACUAUUAUCAUGGGUGAUUUUAAUGAAAAUCUCUUUGUCUCUUCAAGUGUGAGAAAACUACUGGAAGAUAAAGGAUAUAAGCAAUGUGUUACUGAGGCCACAACAGAAAGUGGGACAUUAAUAGACCAUGUGUAUGUAAAGAGAAUAGAUAUUGUAAGUGCUGAUGUUGUCCAAACACAUUUUGGUUUUCAUGAAGCAAUAUGUCUGAAGUUGUAG
Molecule: messenger RNA, 7059 nt
Organism: Saccoglossus kowalevskii
Lineage: Eukaryota; Metazoa; Hemichordata; Enteropneusta; Harrimaniidae
Biological process (GO): telomere maintenance; DNA repair
Molecular function (GO): DNA helicase activity
Source: RefSeq, a predicted model, not a curated record